This is a messenger RNA of Dothidotthia symphoricarpi CBS 119687, 1105 nucleotides long. RefSeq names its product glutathione S-transferase. The transcript is spliced from 6 exons. Bases 87 to 857 code for a protein of 256 amino acids. The record is from RefSeq and is a predicted model, not a curated record. NCBI's taxonomy places the organism in Eukaryota, Fungi, Ascomycota, Dothideomycetes, Pleosporales, Dothidotthiaceae.
CUCGGUAACACUUCUCAACUCUUCGCUUUCCUAAAUUCUUUUGUAUCUUCACAUCCCCAACUACUGUGGCAUUCAUCCUCAGCAAUAUGACGUCUCAAGAACCCUCGGUCAACCUUUAUACCACACAGACGCCUAAUGGCAUCAAAAUCUCCAUCACCUUAGAGGAGCUUGGUGUCCCCUACAAGACCCACAAGAUCGACAUAAGCAAGAACACGCAGAAGGAGCCCUGGUUCCUCGCUAUCAACCCCAAUGGUCGUAUCCCGGCUCUCACUGAUACCUUCACCGAUGGACAGACAAUCAAUCUCUUCGAGUCUGGGAGCAUCAUGCAGUAUCUGGUCGACCGAUAUGAUACGGAGUACAAGAUCAGCUACCCAAAGGGCACGAGGGAGUGGUACGAGAUGAAUAACUGGCUCUUCUAUCAAAAUGCCGGGGUUGGACCAAUGCAAGGACAAGCCAACCAUUUCACUCGCUACGCUCCCGAGCACAUCGAGUAUGGUGUAAACCGCUACCAGAACGAAACACGCCGUCUGUACUCCGUCCUUGAAAAGCACCUGGCUUCUGACAGCAGACCCUACCUGACUGGUCAAAAGUGCACCAUUGCCGACAUCGCGCACUAUGGGUGGGUCGCGGCUGCAGGCUGGGCCGGUGUCGAGAUCGACGACUAUCCUGCGCUGAAGGCCUGGGAAGAACGCAUGACCGAGCGCCCAGGCGUAGAGAAAGGCCGACAUGUUCCCGAUCCACACACGAUCAAAGAGUUGCUCAAGGACAAGGCUAAGAUGGAGUUAAAAGCAGCUGAGGCUCGUGAGUGGGUACAAGCUGGCAUGAAGCAGGACGCCGAAAAGUCUGGAAAGCUGUAGAGAAAAUGGACACAUUUGCCAUUUGGAAAUCUUUGACCUUUGCUGUGCAUUACACACAAGAUCUACUUUGUUAACAUGUGCAAAAGCUCGAGUGUAUGGUGAUACUACGGUCGUCUUUUCCAAAAAGUUUGUUAGCCAUGGUGACUCUCCACAGCGACUGUUGUUGAAACCUCCACAGAGAUAGUUUGCUGUUCAACUCUGAACUAUUCAAACUACAGUUAAUUCGUAUUGUUACUUGUAAAGACUAG